This is a messenger RNA of Talaromyces amestolkiae, 408 nucleotides long. RefSeq lists its product as uncharacterized. Lineage: Eukaryota; Fungi; Ascomycota; Eurotiomycetes; Eurotiales; Trichocomaceae. The record is from RefSeq and is a predicted model, not a curated record. Bases 1 to 408 code for a protein of 135 amino acids. The transcript is spliced from 2 exons.
AUGCUGACCAAGACCAUUGUUGCCACUCUGCUGGCGAUUGCUGCUGUUGCUCUACCAACCAAGACUGCUCGUGACUCUGUCACAACCCCUGACUGGAUUCUAAGCCCACAACCGAUUGACGAGAAUCACCGACCUGGUGACGCUGUCAAGCGCGACCCUAACUCACUUGUCCACUUCUAUAUCCCCGGCGCUCCCGCUGGUGAUGCUGAGGAGACAGCUGGGCCUGAUGACGCACCUGUCAAGCGCGACCCUAAUUCACCUGUCAACUUCUGGAUCCCCGACGCUCCCACUUCUGGUGCUGAGGAGACAGCUGAUCUCGAUAAACGGUUUUACAUCUAUCACCGUCCUCCUACACCAGGUGCAGAGACAGUUGAGAAACGUCAUGACAUCGACGUAAUUCCAUUCUAG